UGACAUUGUCGGAAACCAGUGAGCGAACUUCGUACACAUCACCUGCUCGUACCGAACAGUCUGUGACUAAAAUCUAAAGUUGUAUUUUUAUCUGAUUUAGAAUUUCUUUUGCAGAUUUCAGUUCAUCCUCCACCUUCCAGGUAUAUUUGUUCUCCUUCGUGUGAUUUAUGAAAAUAAAAUAGCUUAGAAUGGGUGGAAAUUCCAGCGUAGAAGUUCCAGGUGGCGGUACGGAGGGUUAUCAUGUUUUACGGGUUCAGGAGAAUUCACCAGGACACAAAGCUGGGCUGGAGGCUUUCUUUGAUUUUGUCAUUGGCAUUGGAAGCACUAGAUUGGACAAGGAUGAUGACACCCUGAAGAAGCUUCUCAAGGAGAAUGAAGAGCGACCGGUCAGGGUGUUGGUCUACAGCAGCAAGACGCUGUCUGUCCGAGAGGUCUCACUGACCCCUAACAACAGGUGGGGAGGUCAAGGGUUACUGGGGGUCAGCAUCCGGUUCUGCUCCUUCGAGGGAGCCAACGAGAACGUCUGGCAUGUAUUGGAUGUGCAGCCCACAUCACCUGCUGCCCUAGCUGGCUUUAGAUCCAACACAGACUAUAUCAUUGGGGCUGACACCAUUCUACAUGAGUCUGAAGAUCUGUUUUCACUGAUUGAGUCGCAUGAGAACCGACCACUCAAACUGUAUGUGUAUAACGUGGAGACAGACGGGUGCAGAGAAAUCACAAUCACACCCAACCGCACCUGGGGAGGAGAAGGCAUUCUUGGCUGUGGUAUCGGAUACGGCUACCUCCAUCGGAUACCCACACGCUACUUCCCUGAAGGUCGUAAGAUGACAUUCUCGGCACAUCUCAACGCACCCAUGGUUCCCUUGGAUAACAUGGACAGCGUCAAGGUCACGCAUGGGGAUGGAUUUGCUGAGGUUUCCCUCGCAUCCACACCAGACACGAGUCAGAUUGAGAAAGGCGUGGCUGGGGUGAGGUUCUCACCAGACCCUCCUGUGGAAAUCCCUAAUCCUGCUGAUGCUGGGGCUCAACCCACAGUGCCUGUCACAGAAACAACUACACCAGUUUCCACAGGUGUUCUGCCGCCAGUCAGCCUGGCUAACAUCCCCGGUCUAUCCAACCUCAACAUAUCCCUGCCGCCCAUGCCAGCUGUGGCACCCGUCAGCACCACAUCAGACGCCCCAGGCACCACUGUAGCAUCCACCACCCUGCCCCCACCGGUCUCUCUCCCUGGAGGGAUCUCAAUACCGGGCCCCACACCCCUGCCAAACCUCCCUGCUGGCAUCAGCACAGCUCCACAGACUACCACGCCAUCCUCGUAACUCUCUAACCAGGAAGGAACCUCAUCUCAUCUCUGGUGACUUGGCUUGACACCCUCCUGGUUUUGCUAGGAACCCUCUCAAAAAUUCUUCAUUGUGCAGGAAAUCAAUGACUCAUUCUUAACGCUUCAAACUCCAAGAGAAAUCGAGUAAAAGUGGAUUAGUUCCAUGUUCUUCAGUCCUGUAAAAUCCGCUAAAAUCUCCUGUGAUUUUGAAAGUUUUGCAAGAUUAAGGUUUGAGUCGUUUCGACAAAACUAAAUCUUCUUCAAAAUCAAAACAAAAGGCAAAUUCCAUGGCUGGUUAACUGAUUAUUUGCAAACAGUCAAGCUAAACCUCUGGUGUAUUGCACGGUGCAUGUGCCAACGCUUGCUUGUGCAAACUCUAUGAGCUGUGCUCAUAACUUGAAAGUGGGGCUUAAUUCUUAUUGGUAGUUAGUCUUUGGUUCAUUGCACAAUGGCGGAGUGUGGAGGAUUCAUGAAGUUAAUAAGCAAAAGAAUGCAUGGGCAGUUAGAAUGAUGGUACCCCAGCAGUUGCCAUCUUGAAUUGGGAUAUUUUAUUUCCCCAUGUUGUUAUACCUCUCAAUAAUAAACUGGAAUACGAAAAAAUGUGAUUUGUUUAAAAAGCUCCAUAAAUAUGAGAAAAUCCAACAAAAAUCUUUACAAAGGCUAAUUUAAUUUUCAAAAAAUUGGCACCUCAAUUCUUUUGGCAGUCUAGAAAUUCAAAUAUUUCAUAGAUCCUUUUACUAUAUGCCGGAGAAAAUUGAACUGAAUUUUGCCCGAUUGUAAUUAUGUAUUAAGUCUCUUUUGUCACUUGUUGCCUAGUACCCUGCUUAAUCACACUGUGAAGUGGGUCACCGCCACAGAGGCACCAACCUAACUCCUGCAUAAAGUCCAAUCCUGUCUCUGUUCAAAUGGCUGUCAGUAUUGCAGAAUAUUUCUAGUCAUUUUUAGUGAUUAAAAAAAUGCUCUGUUGGUAAAAGGAAAGCUAAGAUUGCCCAAAAAAUGGACUGUAAAACUCUGCUUUCAACACUCUCGUAAACAUUGUAAUCCCUUACACUUUCCUGAUUGACUGACAAGAAAAUAGGAAAAAGAGGAAAAAAAGAACAGCAUUAGUAAUUUGUUUUGGAGGGCAAAGAUAUGUUAGAUACAUCAUCUUAAGUUGGCAAACAUACUACCUUUUUAAGUUCAUUUUUAUAGAUUUUUUUUGUUACUAGAAACAUUCCUUAAAGCUACAAAUAGGUGUUCUUAGGAUAUGGUAUUUGAGUUGGGAUUUUUCUUAUUGCACUAAGAGCUGGAAAAUUAUAUAUUGCAACAAAAUCUUUGAAAAUACUGCAGUGCUUAAGGUAUUUUAUAUCAGUGCCAGUAUAGAUAUGCAUAGUUUGUAGGCUUAUGGACAAAUUGUUUGAUCCGAUUCAUAAGGCAAUCAUUUUCUUUUACUUGAAGGCUUAACUAAUUCAAAGUUAAAGUUUAGGAAUGGGGAAGUCCCUCGCUCAUUGCUGAAUAGUCAAGGGUUCCCCUUAAUUUGUCAGCAUUACAGUUUUUCAAAACGCAUUUGCAUACAUUCAAAGCAUGUUAAUCAAAAUAAUUCAAUCUAAGUACAAUCCAAUAUUUAAACACUUUGAACAAGUACAAGUCUGUUCACAUUACUUUUCUGUGAUUUUAAUGUUAAUGUUGAGACAUCGAGCAUGAAAGUUUGUUUCCUGUCCCAUUAUUAUAUCAAUUAAAUAAAGGAUACCUUUUUGGGACUUGAGUUAGAGCUCGUAUCAGGAGCUUGCGACACCAUCACGGUGUCUUUCUCAACUGGUGGUGGUGUUGAGACAGUUGUGUUUCCAAUAUGAAAGAUAAUAUCUUUGAAGAGCGCUUCAAACUAUCAAGGUCGCAAAAUUCAAACAAUACCGGUGUUUCAUCCAGGGAAAAGGUAAUGGAAAAAUUGUGUUGAAAAUGUCAAGCUAUUCCAACCGCAUGCUUCUGCUAUUUCAAAAAGUUGGCAAUUCAUGCUAAACUGCAAAGGAUUCUUAAAGGGUUGAAAGAAUUUAGGCCCCUGUGAAUUUCAGCGUGUAAAUGAAAACAGGUAACCUUUGAGGAUUUUAGGCAAUCGAUUGAAGUUAAUUGUUUGCCUAUUUAAAAAUUAUAGGAACCAGAACUACUUAAAAUGAAAAAGGAAUGAAAAGCGCUAUACUAUUGGAUGAAAUAAGUCCUGGUUUCUAUGUAGUAUUUCCGCUUUCCGUUUUAAUUGUAGUUUGCACUUCCUGAGAAAUACCCAGCAAUUUUACAUAACAGUGAUCAAGCAGAAUACAUGAAUUGACAUGCAUUACAGUCUUGAUUUUUUUAUUAUUUAAUCUUGGAAAAAAAGUGUAAAGACAAAAAUUCACAUCUCCACAUGUAUGUAAAUAAAUUGGCGUAAAUGGUUGCUAUAUCUGCAGAAUAUGUAAUCUCAUGCCAACACACUUUUGUAAAAUGUGCCAGAUUUCUCCAAUUUAAUUCAUGAUGUGAUCUACUUUAUUGGCAUUUUCUCACAGGAAAGGAAAAUAACAAAUUUAAACAAACGGUUUGGAAAGUUUUGAAUUUGUCUUAAAACCACAUGUACAAUUAAGAACAUGAAACAUCAGAUUAAAUGAUUUCUGGCUUGGUUUGUGUAGUUCUCUUUUCAAAACUCUUUACAAAAAAAUAAUAAAUUAUGAGUUUGUUUCUGAAUUGAUGUAAAUUAUUGACUUAAGGUGGAGAUAUGCAAGUUUUGCAGUUGAACACUUCUUUGAUGGUGAUAUGAAUGGUAAAAAGUAUAAUGAAAUAAAAUAUUUUUAAAAUA
Patiria miniata (bat star) is the source of this 4121-nucleotide messenger RNA. RefSeq names its product Golgi reassembly-stacking protein 2-like (gene gorasp2). The record is from RefSeq and is a predicted model, not a curated record. Gene Ontology annotation, cellular component: Golgi apparatus. Lineage: Eukaryota; Metazoa; Echinodermata; Asteroidea; Valvatida; Asterinidae. Gene Ontology annotation, molecular function: protein binding. Gene Ontology annotation, biological process: Golgi organization. The coding region runs from base 189 to 1319 and encodes 376 amino acids. The transcript is spliced from 8 exons.